Messenger RNA from Tricharina praecox, 2006 nucleotides. Its product is annotated as squalene epoxidase-domain-containing protein. The record is from RefSeq and is a predicted model, not a curated record. The coding region runs from base 483 to 1853 and encodes 456 amino acids. Gene Ontology annotation, molecular function: flavin adenine dinucleotide binding; squalene monooxygenase activity. Gene Ontology annotation, cellular component: membrane; endoplasmic reticulum. Lineage: Eukaryota; Fungi; Ascomycota; Pezizomycetes; Pezizales; Pyronemataceae. The transcript is spliced from 3 exons. Gene Ontology annotation, biological process: ergosterol biosynthetic process.
CGAAACAAUGAUGACGCGCCCUCAUCGAGACCAUCUCUCUCUCUCUCUUUUCGACCCGGGGAAUAGCCACUACACGAAGAAAUAUAUUCAAUCGCGGAUGAACCCCUUUUCUUUGCCAGGCAGUAGACGUUAAUCACCUCAUAAAUCGUGCGUUCUCGUUCACAUCAGGCGACUAUUCCCACCGCUCGCCUGCAAGAGACGUACCUGAGCUAGCACCAGGUAGGGCGUUGCGGGUGGUUUCUUCCUUUCACAUGCAUUACUCUAGACAAGCAUCGCUCGAAGCAGCACCCCUGAACUAGAAAGUCGUCCAGACUUCCACGGUCCACCUCGCGCCAGAACCGGAACAAAUUCGCCAGACAUCACCUUAUGUUUAUUCCUCCUCUUUAAAAACUGCGGCUUCUCCCCGACUUGACUUGACUUGACUUGACUACACCUUAAUACUACUACCAAACGAAAGAACGAAAGAAACGAAAUAGGACUCAAUGGCUGAUCACAAAUACGACGUUGCGAUUGUCGGCGCGGGCAUCAUCGGGUGCGCGCUCGCUUCGGCUUUCGGAAAGCAGGGACGGAGGGUCCUCGUGCUUGAACGCGACCUCUCGGAGCCGGAUCGUAUCGUGGGAGAGCUGCUGCAGCCCGGGGGUGUAGAGGCCCUGGAGAAGCUGGGACUGAGAGACUGUCUCGAGGGCAUCGAUGCCAUUCCCGUCUACGGCUACCAAUGUAUCUACCAUGGCGAGCCGGUGACGAUUUCUUACCCGAGACAGAGCAAUGGGAAGAGACCGGAAGGCAGGAGUUUUCACCAUGGAAAGUUUAUUCAGAAGUUGAGGGCGGCGGCGAGGGCAGCUCCUAAUGUCACGAUGGUUGAGGCCACCGCCAAAGAUGUUCUCCGCGAUGAGGCAACAGGACAGGUUCUCGGAGUGGUCGCCAAACCGAAGGGCUCAACGACGAACGAGACCUAUCUUGCCUCCCUUACCGUCUCCGCCGACGGCUACGCCUCCAACUUCCGCAAGCGCUGCAACCUGCGGAAACCAGAAGUCCGCAGUACCUUCGUCGGGCUGCAACUGAUCGAUGUCGUCCUUCCCAAUCCCAACCACGGGCAUGUGAUAAUGGGCGACAACCCACCUGUCCUCCUCUACCAGAUCGGCACCCACGAGACUCGCGCACUGGUCGACAUGCAAUCUCUCCCGCCAUCGGGUUCCCUGAAAUCCUACCUCCUAGAGGUCGUCGCCCCCGACCUCCCAAAACAGAUCCAGGCCUCCUUCCGGAAAGCCGUCGAAGUCGACCGCCUCCCCAGCAUGCCGAACAGCUUCCUCCCAGCGGCACCAAACAACACACACGGAAUGAUCCUCCUCGGCGACGCCAUGAACAUGCGACAUCCCCUGACGGGCGGCGGCAUGACCGUCGCCUUCAAUGACGUCGUCCUCCUCUCGCAGCUCCUUGCGCCCUCGGUCGUCCCCGACCUGACCAACACCGACCUCGUCCUCGAACAAAUGCGCGCCUUCCACUGGGACCGCAAAGCGCUCAGCGGUGUCGUCAACAUCCUCGCGCAAGCUCUCUACUCCCUCUUCGCCGCCAACGACUCGCGGCUGCGAGUUCUCCAGCGCGGCUGCUUCAAGUACUUUCAGCUCGGCGGGAACUGCAUCGACGGGCCCGUCGGCCUUCUCGCGGGAAUCACGAAACGCCCGUUUGUGCUCUUCUACCACUUCUUUGCCGUCGCGCUGUACAGUAUCUUUUGCAUGUUCAAGAGCGUCACCCCGCUCAUUGGCUGGCCGGUCGCUUUCUUGAAUAGUAUCCUCGUGUUUUGGAAGGCGUGCGUGGUUAUCUUUCCGUAUAUUUUUGCGGAGUUUAUGGUUUAGGCUGGGAGGAAUAAUGGUUACAUGAACGCGGGAUGGGAUGGGAUGGGGAUAAUGAUGUAUUUUUUCUUUUUGAUGGUGAUGGGAAAGAGAACCGUAACGGUUUGUAAUGAUAGAAUAGAUUACCUAUGAUUGUAAUAAUGCGGAUAUGUGGAG